AUGCGUUGCAGCCGAACCCGGACAACGACGCCUACACUUUCCUUGAAUUCAACACGCAAGGGGAGGACUUCAAUUACCCAGAAUUCCAAGAGCUCUCGCAGCCCAUUCAAUCCCCCUCUCUAUGGCCAACUCCCUCCGAUUCGGUUGCUAUUUCUGAGACCAACGAUCACUAGUCGUCAUCUGAUGCCUCUCCCUCAACUAAAGUUCGCGGCGGCGGAGUUGGUUCGAGUAGUAAUAAUAAUAAUAAUAAUAAUGUCCAUCGCUCCUGAAGACUUCUCUCAAUUCGACAUUUCAGAACAGGAAAAGGACAAGCUAGUUGGGGAAGUUAUCCGCUACAUACUAUUCAAGACGGAGCAAAAUUCAGGUUGCCCAAUUAAAAGGGAAGAAUUGACUCAGUUGAUUACUGGUAAAAAUUAUAGACAGAGAAAUCUGCCAGCUUUUGUGAUCAAUGAAGCGAAGACGAAACUCUCCUCGAUUUUUGGGUACGAGAUGAGGGAACUCCAACGGUCCCGGUUCUCCACUUCAUCUCACCAUAGCCGCGCAUCCCAAUCUCAACAAUGUAAGCAUUUUACAAAGUGA
Fraxinus pennsylvanica is the source of this 579-nucleotide messenger RNA. Lineage: Eukaryota; Viridiplantae; Streptophyta; Magnoliopsida; Lamiales; Oleaceae. The record is from the annotation of a GenBank genome assembly.